Molecule: messenger RNA, 1385 nt
Organism: Conger conger (European conger)
Lineage: Eukaryota; Metazoa; Chordata; Actinopteri; Anguilliformes; Congridae
Product: actin-binding Rho-activating protein-like
Exons: 2
Coding region: 377-847 (156 amino acids)
Biological process (GO): positive regulation of Rho protein signal transduction
Molecular function (GO): actin binding
Source: RefSeq, a predicted model, not a curated record
CCGAAAGAGAAAGUAUCAACUAAACUUAUCUCAACACUAAGCCUCUUUAGGCUAAUAAUGGAAUAGAACCUGAUGCGUAAGUGACCGCAACGAUUGGAUUGCCGGCAACCAUUUUUGCGUCCUGAAGUUUGGAUUGGUUAUUUCACUUGUCGAUCAGAGUCAUGCCCGAGUGAGAAAGUAUUCGCAUAAUCAGCACCGCUGUCAAGUGAAGAGGUAGGUUACUGUCAGCAAGGUAGCAUAUAUAAUGUUACCAACAGAGGUGAUCGGCUGCAGGUGAAGAUAAAGGUCGUUUGGAAUAAGUAAGAACAUGAACUUCUCCACGACUAAUUAAGUCAAGUGUUCAUCCACUCGGCUUUCUCGACCAGAGAGGAUUACCAUGGAGACCGAGGAUGCACGUGCUCAGUGUAACAUUACAAGAGAACCAUGCGUCACCUCAGUGAAGGGGUUAAAGGAGAACUGGCAGAAGUGGUCCAACGAUCAUCUGGAGUAUCAGAAACACAAUCCCUUCAGCAACGACCGGGCGAUGACGGUGCAGCUACAGCGAGGACAGGAAGGUUAUGGGAAGCCGCCUGAGGGCUCUAGAACCGAGGAAAGGGGAAAAGAAGCUAAUUCGCACGUCGAAAGGGAAGUGGAGGAGCUGUGCAAGGUGAUCAGAGACAUCGGGGAGAGCCGCGAAGACGGGCGGCCUGCUGUGGAAUUCGGAACAUUGUUCGAGCACUACGUCACCAUCUCCAACAAAGUGGUGGGGAUUUUGCUGCGCGCACGGAAACAGGGACUUGUCCACUUCGAGGGUGAGAUGUUGUGGCAGGGGCGUGACAACCAUGUCCUCAUCAGGCUUCUUCAAUGAACAAAAACUAGAGGUGCCCUUGCGUGGCAUCGUGGCAUGAGAUUACAAGAUAGUGUUACGUUCCACUUAAGACUGGUUUUCACCUUUAAAAGGAAUGAUAUAUUCCAGAUCUCUGUAGUUUAAUGGGUUUAGUCCAAAUGAUCUCUUGAGCCCCAUAAAAUAUCCAUACCCUUGCAAGAUGCAAAUGUGAAAGCAGACACCACGUGUCAGAGGCAAGGCUGUUUUACUGGUGCUCAAUGUGUAUACCAAAGCAAUUUUCUAAGUGACAAAGUACAUUCUACGUACUGUUUAUCCCAACUGCAUAUUCCAGAGGAGCUGCAGCAGUAACAGUCAAAUAAAAAUGUAAGCCUUGUGAGUCGCUCUGGAGAAAGGUUUCUGCUAAGGAGAUGAAUACUGCCAUGUAAUAUGGUUAGGGGCUAAGAAAUCGUUGAAUUAAUAGGGGAAUUAAAUUAAUUACUCAUCAGUUUGGACUGAUAUCUUCCGCCGCACAAAUUAAAUGUGACUCAACAUAUUUAACUAAUAAUAUAUUUUUGUCAUA